Physella acuta is the source of this 4822-nucleotide messenger RNA. Its product is annotated as hypoxia-inducible factor 1-alpha. The record is from RefSeq and is a predicted model, not a curated record. Gene Ontology annotation, biological process: regulation of transcription by RNA polymerase II; cellular response to hypoxia. Gene Ontology annotation, molecular function: protein dimerization activity; RNA polymerase II transcription regulatory region sequence-specific DNA binding; DNA-binding transcription factor activity, RNA polymerase II-specific. Gene Ontology annotation, cellular component: nucleus; transcription regulator complex; cytoplasm. Lineage: Eukaryota; Metazoa; Mollusca; Gastropoda; Physidae.
GUGUUUUUAAACAGCCCCGUAUGUGUCGGUAGAUAAAGCUGCAGAUCCAGACAUAAAUAGCCGUGUGUUUGAACGGUAGAGCUGUAUUCAGAUGGUCUAUGGAUACACCUGGGCUAGCUGGUUAAACUGUGGACGGUCGGCAGCUGUUUGACCAGCAGCACUUAGGACGGCUCACUCAGGACAGACAUGCCAUACAAGAACACAGAGAAGCGCAAAGAAAAGUCUCGAGAUGCCGCACGCUGUAGACGAGGGAAGGAGACGGAGGUCUUCAUGGAACUCUCCAACUGUCUGCCCAUGGCCGAGAGCAUAUCCAGUCAGCUGGACAAGGCAUCCGUCAUGAGACUGUCCAUCAGCAUGCUAAAGAUUUACAAUAUUCUCAACAACACUUUCUACAAAUCUGAAGAUGGCAAGAGUUUGUCCAAGAAGUCCAAGGGAGAUAAGCUGGACCAGCUGUAUCAGAAAGCCCUGGAAGGCUUUGCCUUUAUCCUGUCCCAGGAGGGAGAUAUUGUCUACCUGUCUGAGAGUGUCACAAAGUACCUGGGUCUUCAGCAGAUUGAGCUGAUGGGUCAGAGUAUCUACGAGUUCACCCACCCAUGUGACCAUGAUGAAAUCAAAGAAAUGUUAACAGUGAAACCAAGCGCACAACAAAAGACCCCCAGCAACACAGAGAACAGAAUCUUCUUCCUCCGCAUGAAGUGCACCCUCACAGCUAAAGGCAGAAAUGUCAACCUUAAAAGUGCUACUUUUAAGGUGAUGAAAUGUUCCGGCCGCCUGGUGACCAAAGAACUUUCCAGUGAAACUGACGUCAGUGCCAGCACCUUCCCCUACCUGGUGGCAGUAGCAGAGCCCAUCCCUCACCCUGCCAACAUUGAGAUCCCCCUGGACAGCAAGACCUUCCUGUCCAAACACAGCAUGGACAUGCACUUUAUCUUCUGUGAUGAAAGAAUUGAAGAGCUAGCCGGCUACAAUUGUGAAGCUAUGAUUGGCCAGUCCCUGUAUGACUUCCACCAUGCUCUGGACUCAGAUGUCAUUGACAAAGCCUUUAAAGACCUUUUCUCUAAAGGCCAGACAAUGACUGGAGCCUACCGUUUCCUGGCCAGGCAUGGUGGGUACAUGUGGGUCAUCACACAAGCAACUAUCAUCAACAACAGCCGUACACAAAAGCCACAGUGGGUUGUGUGUGUACACUAUGUUCUGAGCCAAGUGGAGGAGAGAGGGAGCAUCCUGUCCCAUGUACAGACAGACGAGGCCCCCCUGUCUGACCUGAUGCCACCCAAGCUGGAGCUGAGUACUGAGAACAUCUUCGCCCCCAAGACCAAGGACAUGGACACUGGUUAUUUUGUACCACCUGAGCUCAAGAAUUCUUUAACUUUCCUAAAGAAAGAUGAACCAGAAGAUUUGUCCUACCUAGCACCAAAUGCAGGGGAUGAAAGUGUGCCUCUAUAUAACUAUGGAACAGAUGCACUGCUGCUGUGUGCCAGCCCCCCACUGAAGACAGAACCAGAGAACAGCUUGCUGGACAUGUGUUACCGCAAGGACAACUCCCCCCUCUCAGCCCUCUCUUCUAAUGCCUCCUCCAGGAUCGCCAGCCCAAGUGACUACCUGAACAUUGCAGUACCAGGAGAUGUGGAGUCCAUGGACCAGUUCUUCCAGUCCAUCAAGGCCUCGGACCAGGAUCCUGAUGUGGAGGACAUUGAUUUCGACAUGAGAGCGCCUUAUAUACCCAUGGAUGGGGACGAGGACUUGGGGCUACUGCCUCCGUCUUCAAACAUCCUCUUCAAUCUUUCAUCAGAUCUAAACCCAGGAUUAUUUGGACAAACAGAAUCAGUAUUUGGACCCAAACAUGCCCUGUUUGAGGAGCUGCCCCAACCCCCUAAAGCCAGUGUCCGGGACAUGCUAGGGGGCAGCACUGCUGUGGCCAGUAUAGAGCAGCCCCCUGACACCAUGUACCUCCAGAUGAAGAGACCUCUGGACAUGAAUAGCCUUGAGAACGGUCCACCAACCAGGAAGGUCAUUAGGAUAGAUGCUGGCACACCUGAUAUACAAACUAGUGCCAGUACUCUACAGACAGACAGUGGAGGUGGUGGCUGUAACAAAGACAGUGUACUCCUCAACCUCCUCCUGAGAGGGGAGGACCGUGUCUAUGGUUACAAGGUCAACAACAUGAUUGGCAAGACAUUCAGUCAAGCAAUGCUACCAAACUUGACCCGACAAGACUGUGAAGUCAAUGCUCCUAUUCAAGCUAAUCCCCUGCUUCAAGGGAGGGAACUGCUUCAUGCACUAGAGGGGAUCAAAAUGGGAGCAAAGAUUGUCCGCCCCCACCUGUGAGGUGAUACCCUGGAAUGUGCUGUUGAUGUUCCAUGAAACAGAUAUUUGUCCAUUUGAUGACAUCAAAAGAAUGAGGCUAUUUUUUUCACCCACCAUUUUCUGCUGGAUGCUGGUCCCAGUUUUUUUACAGCAAGCAGCUUUUUAAGGAAUUAAAGACACAACUGACCAAACAGGAAUUCAAGUGCUGGGAUUCAAGUUUAAUUUGCCGUUACAAAGUGGACCAUAUUAGGAGACAAACAUUUGAAGGCAACUUUGGUCAUGGCUUAGUGCUGAGACCUAAGUUAUAAAACUAUAAGAUAGGCAUGUACAUAUAGCAUGGGUGGAUUCUUCUCUUUAUUCAACUAGACUGGAAACUAAUAUCUCAAUGGCCUUAUUCCCACUUGGUGAAAUUCAAUUAUUUUUUACUCUUUUAGUGUACAAAAAAAAAAUCUCCCUUUCAUUACAUUGUUUUUAUUGUGCUGACAAAAAUGUUAAGAGAAAAAAAAAUUUUGAAAUAUUUUUUUUAAAAUUAUAGUGCGCCAACUGGGAGACCAAGAUGAGUGCAUUUAUAUCUUUCAAUGUUGAAGGCAUGUUCCUUAUAGUCUACAGCUUUGGUUGACAACUCCCCUUUGUACCAUUAUUGUAUUAUAUUCAUGGAUCAUCAAGAAAACAGAGACCUACCCUGCUUGUGGGUGGACCAAAAAAAAAGUUUUUGCAUGUGGCACUAUAUCAAUGUAUAUCAUCAUGUUUAUAAUAUAGAUCUUUAAAGCUUCUCCUGGAAGCUUUUUUCUUUUAAAGCUCUGUGGUUUGUUUCUUUCUGUAAUUCAAAUUCAUACAGCUGUAAGUAUGUGCUUACAAAUAUUUUUUCUAGUUUAGUGCUCAUGUUUUACUAGAAAUUCAUGUAUACAUUGGAAAAAAAAAUGUAAAAAAAAAAAAAAAAAAAAAAAAAAUUGUAAACUACUAAAAUGUAAAAAAAAAAUAUAAAAAUAAAAAAAAUAAAAUAAAAAAAUACGCAAUACAGAUUUCCACAUAGCUUCUUGAUUCUAAUUAAUAAUACAUCAGAUCAAACUUUUGAUAGAUUUUUUUUUCUUUUUGCAUGCCAAAUGAUAUCUACCAUUAUGUAUAGUGUUUUUAUCUUAUAAAUAACACACUGUUUCAUAUUAGAUCUUAUCAUAGCCUACGGGACUGUCUUUGUUUGCAAUCUCAGAGAUUCUUCUUCCUAGAGUUUAAAUAAAACACUGUUACUUUCACUAAAGAAGUUUAUGGCUUACCAGGAUUGUUCUCAAGCUUAGAGAGUCUUUACAUACCAGUUUGUUUUAGGUUUGCUGGGGGGGGGGGUGUGCAGUCGGGGAGACAUAGAGUAACAUUCAACGUAUGUGGAAACUGUACUUUUGUUCUGUUAUCUCGCAUGACAUGCUUCAAAAAAUGUGAUAUUCAACUAAUUGUGUAGCUUGAAAAAUGUUUAGAUGACCAGUGAACUAUGUCUAAGGUUAGUUCUCUCUCUAGUAGAUGACCAGUAAACUAUGUCAAGUAGGGGUAGCUGAAUGGAAAUAAUUAUUUUAUUAUCAGAUAGUAUUGGACCAAUGUCAGGUAACAUUUAAUACUCACUGCUAGAGGGACAAUUUAUGCCCCCAUCUUCACUAAACAUCAGCUUGUCAUGAAUCACCACUUUGUGUAGAAACUUAGCUCUGUAGCAGUUAGUUUUUACUUGUUCAUGUUUUUAAUUUGUUUGAAAAAUGCUGUUUUACACAACAGAGGAAUCAGCUUAUAUGAGGAAAGUUGUUUUGUUUGAGAGUAAUUUAAACAAUGUAAAUUUUUAACUGCCAGCUUCAAGCUGUGAACAUUUUACAACUAUUUAUUUUAUUGAUUGUUAUGGCAUAUUGUUGGCUCAUUUUAAUAUCUCUAUAGAAUAUGGCAAUAAAGUGCAUAUUUUCUUUUUAUAGAUUGGAAACAUGGUGAAAACAUUGUGAAGUAAUUUUUUUAACCAAAAUUUCUGUUUUCAAUGAGUGUACAACUUAAAAAAAAUGUUUCUUACAGAACAUUUCCAACCCACUGUGAUUGUAUUUUUCUUUAGUCACUCUUGGAAUUUAAUCCUGGCCUUCAGUGGCUUAUUUUUAAGAUGGCUAAAUUAAAAGUAUUAUAAAAAUGAGUUAUAUUUAUAGAGUUUAUGAUAUAUAGAUAAAAAAAAAUGUCUAAAGUGUAAUAAUUAUGUAUAAUGCAUUUUCACAUUGGCAAACCAUGUACAGCUUUCAAUGUCACUAACUUUGUAAACCAUGUCUUCAUUAUUUUUUUUACUGUCCAUUGUCAUGAAACUUUUUACUGGCAAUACAUUUUCUCAUUUGGUUUUAGCAUAACUGGGUAUGACUAAUUAAUUGAAUUUGAUUGGUUUUUGUGAAAAAAAUAGUUAAUGAGUGGGGGGUCACAUUUUACCUAAUCCUACCCAUUUAUGCUAAGAGAAUUGUUUUCUUGUUUAGUGUAAUGCCAUUACCAAAAUAAAACUCCUUUUGUUUCCUAC